This is a messenger RNA of Harpia harpyja (harpy eagle), 2730 nucleotides long. It is a transcript of the gene TOM1L1, whose product is annotated as target of myb1 like 1 membrane trafficking protein. Bases 78 to 1487 code for a protein of 469 amino acids. Gene Ontology annotation, biological process: signal transduction. The transcript is spliced from 15 exons. The record is from RefSeq and is a predicted model, not a curated record. Lineage: Eukaryota; Metazoa; Chordata; Aves; Accipitriformes; Accipitridae. Gene Ontology annotation, molecular function: clathrin binding; ubiquitin binding; phosphatidylinositol binding. Gene Ontology annotation, cellular component: membrane; endosome.
AGCGGCCGGAUCCGGCGGGACGGGACGGGACGGGGCUGCCGCCCCUCAGAGGCUGUGCGACGCUGCCGGCAGCGGCCAUGGCUUUCGCGAAGGCUCCGAAGGACCCUUUCGGCACCGCCGUGGGCAGCCUGGUCGACCGGGCGACGUUUGGAGCGCUGCAGGCGGAGGAGUGGGGACAGUUUAUGCACAUCUGCGACGUGAUCAACGCGACGGAGGAGGGGCCUAAAGAUGCAGUUAAAGCACUAAAGAAAAAGCUUUCAAAAAACUGUAACCAUAAGGAGAUCAGGCUUACCCUGUCCCUGCUUGACAUGUGUAUAGAGAACUGUGGCCCAAGAUUCCAGUCUUUAGUUGUGAAGAAAGAUUUCUGUAAAGACAAGCUGGUGAAACUACUGAAUCCAAGAUACAAUCUGCCAAUUGACAUGCAGGAGAAAAUCUUGACCUUUAUCAUGACGUGGGCCCGAGGUUUCCAAGGAAUGGUGGAUGUGAGCGAAGUAAAAGAAGUUUAUCUAGAAUUGCUGAAGAAAGGAGUGGAGUUUCCGUCUUCCGGCACCAGUAGAGGGGGACCUAAGCAGACUUCAUCUCAGCCUUCUGCAAAGUCAUCACCGUCUUCUGCUAAUCCUGCAAAACGUUCUUUACUGCCUCUUCCCACAGGCCCAACAUUAUUGUUGACUCCUGAACAGAUUGGGAAACUGUACAGUGAACUGGAUAUGGCAAAAAUGAACGUGAGAGUCAUGUCAUCAAUAUUAAAAGAAAAUGUUCCUGGCUCUGAAAAUCCGGAUGAUAUGAAUCUUUUACAGAAACUGUAUAAGACCUGUCGGAUGAUGCAGGAGAGGAUCAUGGAAUUGUUGGUGACAGUGGAGAAUGAAGAUGUGAUAGUUGAGUUAAUACAAGUAAAUGAAGAUCUGAAUAAUGUCCUCCUGGGACAUGAAAGGUUCUCUCGAAACAGAGUUCGUUUUUUGGAGAAUCAGAGAAUACAACGUGAACGCACAGAGCUAUACAGGAAACAGCCAUCUGCUCCCUCCAGUGAUCUACUUGACCUCUCCGUAGAUUCUCCAUCUCCUCUGUCAACAGUGGUGCAAACUGACUCUGCAGUGUCUCCUUCAGGCCUUAAUUGCAUAUCUGCACACCCUGAAGAUAAAAACAGGCAUCAUCCAUCAAUUUAUCCACAGCUAGAUUUAGCAACUAUAACAAAAGCUCAGCAAUUCCCAUUUGCAGCUGAAGCACAAAACAAUAGUGUAAGCAACCCAGCUGGACAUUCAUAUAGUAAUUUGGCGACUCUUUUAAGCCCAGUGCCUCUGAAUCCAGUAAAUCUGCAAACUUCUGCAUCAUUAAAUGGACCGUCACCAGCAGCUGCAUCAAAGAACAAGUCACAAUCACCUCAUUACUACGAGAUAAUGGAAUUUGAUCCCUUGGCUCCCACUGAAGCUAUUUAUGAAGAAAUUGAUGUUGUGCUGAAGACAGAAGUUAAAAAGAAUACAGAGUGCUGAAGGUGGAGGUGAAGUCUUCUACUGAACACAGGUUAUUCUCUGAUGCUGGUCCUGUGCUGUGCUUCCAAUAAUGUACAAGUGAAUAACAGAACAGGUUUUGUAUUUUGACACAACAAGCAAUAAGUAUUGGAAUAUUAAGCUGUGUGGAAGUUGAAGCAUUACUUGGAUCUACACCUUGAUAAUUUGUCCUAAGUGUUCAACUGUGUACUCUUCAAAGUGACUUGCAUGAUUAUUUUUUAAGUAUUUUAGGGGCCUUUAAAAUAUGAUUUUCAAAUUCACCUGCGUAUGAGGUAACACUUGACACCUGACACAGGUAAACAAAAAGGACUUUUGCAACUAUAGAAGAAAGGUUUUCUUUCAAGUUAACUGUUCCUUUGUAUUGCUUUACCCCUUUAUGCAGCAAACAAAACUGAACGUUAUGUUUACAGAAACUGCAGAAUCCAGUUUCUAUUUUGGCCUCAUUGCUGUCUGUGUUAAUCUCCCUGGGAAUUUAUUAAGGGGGUUUUGAUAUGUAGGACUUUUCUAAAAUUGGGCCUCUUGAUAGAUGCCUGAAGACAUGCAGUGUUACUUUCCUACAUUCAUAUUAUGAAUACAGAUUUCGUUUUCUUUCUAAAAGCCUGCAAUAUAAUUGGAUUUUUGUCUUGGUAAGAAACUGAGCUGGGCCAUGAGCUGCUGUCAUCCAUGAUUAACAGAACAGAAAAAAACCUGCUUGUUCCUAUGUUGUUGUUGCUUUUCUUUACUGAGUAAAUAUUGGAGGGGGAUCAAUCAUUUCUUUCAAUGUUCCUGCCCUGCAGAGAUUGUUGUUCUGGUGAAGAAAAAAAUAAUCAUCUACAAUGCAGAUGAGCAAUAGUUAUCCAUUUAUUUUAAUCAAGUUGUUUAACCCUGUUAAUAACAGUUUUAUCUUUUAAUAAUUAAAGUGCCUUAUCUAUUUUAAUGCUGAAUGUAAAAUGUGCACUUUAACAGGUAUAGUUCUCUGAAUUUAUAAUUGAUAUAAAAUUUGAGAACUUAGUUCAUGUUCAUAGCUGAUAAGCUAAUUUUCUGUGAAAUACUGCAUUUUAAAUGUUCAUUAUGUUAACUGUUUAAGUUCUCAGUCGGUUUUGCAAUUUUUGUAGCAUAAAAUUCCAAAUAAAAGCAAAUGCUUACUGAGAAGUUACCCCUCAUCACUUCUGAGUUUUUACCAGAUAACGUGUGUAUUCCAUGAAAUACCAAAUGUAGAUAGCUUUGGAAGUAUUUUAGUGUGAAU